CUCGGAAAGCAAACCAGCUCUGCACCGGAAUGGCUUGAACCUAAUCACCAUGAGUCGCUUUUACUUCGGCGACUCGAAUUCCUCCGCCGGCUCCGACGAUGAUGAUGACACGCUUCCCUUCCCAGCGCCUCUCCAGCGCAGCGACUUCCUAACUCCGGACUUUUCGCCUUCGAACUAUCUCUCGUCACUCCGUAACCGCCAUCAAACGCUCGAGGACCUGCGGUCUGAGCUUCGAUCUCGCAGCCAGCUGCUCAGCAAAGAGUUGCUCGACCUCGUGAACUCGAAUUAUCAGGAUUUUUUGGGCUUGGGACGUAGUUUGAGGAGUGGGGAUGAGAGGGUUGAGGAGGUGCGAGUGGGGUUACUAGCUUUUAGGAAAGAGGUUGAGAGUGUGAGGGCGAAGGUCGUGGAGAGAGAGGAGUGCAUGAAAAAGUUGGUUGAUGAGAGGGUUGCCAUCAGGAAACAAAUUGCCGUCGGGAGGGCGCUGGUGGAUUAUGAAGCUAGGCUGGCGCUGCUGGAAGGCCAACUUAUGGUUGAGACGGCUGGCAAUUCGGCCAUGACGAAUGGGUAUGACGAUUUCUCUGAUAGCGACGAGGAUUCCGAUGACGAGGAAGGAUCGUACUUGGUGUCUGUUUCCAAAUUGCGGAGACAUGUCCAGAAGUAUCUCUUGAUACAGGAAAUUUCAAAGGGGAUUGGGGAGGAUCAUCCAUUUAUCACGUCACAAGCACCACGGAUGACGAAGGUUAGGAACACUCUCUUACUGGAUCUAAGCACUGCACUACAACAAGCUAAAUCCGCUGGUGUAUCUGGCGCAGCUCGAGUCAUGAAGGUCAUGAAGGUAUACGCUGACAUGGACGAGGCUGCUGAGGCUGUGAAGGUGCUGAAGUCCUUAAAAUCAACAUAGACGGAACGUUCUGUACGGCAUAUGCGGCAUAGCGAUGGUGUUGGAACUUAUGGUACAUUAUCUCUACAGCUACAUGGCACGUGACACAUUUUACAAUGGGUGGGAUAAAUCCUGAGUCGGUAUCGAGUUCGCGCCCCGAAAUUCGCCGUUCAGACUGAAGCCAGGUGAAUUUGUUGAGCUGAGUACCUG
This is a messenger RNA of Lindgomyces ingoldianus, 1090 nucleotides long. RefSeq lists its product as uncharacterized. The transcript has 2 exons. NCBI's taxonomy places the organism in Eukaryota, Fungi, Ascomycota, Dothideomycetes, Pleosporales, Lindgomycetaceae. Gene Ontology annotation, biological process: intra-Golgi vesicle-mediated transport; Golgi organization; protein transport. The record is from RefSeq and is a predicted model, not a curated record. Gene Ontology annotation, cellular component: COG complex; membrane. Bases 50 to 901 code for a protein of 283 amino acids.